CUGUGAUGGACUUCGUACAGAGAACGCAGUGAGAUUGACUAUGUCUGAGAGGCUUUGCUGGAGUAUUGCUCUGCAUAAGACGGUCGUCAUAACGUUUCGGUGCCGCUUCCAAUAGUCCACAGCAACUGUCCCUAAACACCAAAACUCCGCGAAGUCCCGAGUGCGGGGCAAAUGCCACUUUACCCGCUCCGCAUUGCGAAGUGGCAGCAAUCGCAAUACGCUUGUGAUCUAGAGAAUAAUAGUACUUGACGUUCUGUCGAACAACAUUAACAAAUCUGCUCGGCGCCGUAUAACCUUCUUUUCCGGACAUUCAGUUCCAGCAUGUCAAACAAUGCCCAGUCCCUCGUGCAGUGGGCACGUCUUGUGCGCUUUGUGUCCAUUGAUGGCUCCAUCAAGUACGGAGAGCCUAUGCUGGCCAACGAAAACGAUGACAUCCACCAGCUUGCUCUGGACGGCCAGCUAGAGGUUAUCGUACUGGAAGGCGCCGAUGUACUCUCGGCCACUCCCACCAACAGGAAAGAGACUGUGAAAACAUUGCUGGGUCCUCUCACGCCCAAAGAUGUUCCUUACGUCCGUUGCAUUGGCCUGAAUUACAAGUCGCAUAUCCUCGAGACAGGCCGACCACUGCCAACAUGUCCCACCGUUUUCUCGAAGCCUGGUACCACUAUCGCAGAUACCAAUGUUGCAGUUCCGAUCCCGAAGAUUGCUCAGACACAGUGUGAUUACGAAGGAGAGCUUUGCAUCCUGAUUGGCAAAGAUGCGAAGAACGUAUCGCAGGAAGAUGCCUUGAAUUAUGUCGCCGCUUAUACCGUGGGCAACGAUGUGUCUGCACGCGAUUGGCAGCGCGAGCCUGGCAAGGCUGGUCCUGUGCCACAAUGGUCCUUCAGCAAGUCUUUUGACAAGUAUGCACCACUGGGACCGGCACUGGUAUCAACUAGCGUGCUAGGGGCAGCAGACAAACAGUCUCUCAAGACGUUUGUGAAUGGAGCUCUCAGACAAUCGGGUGAUACUUCUGAUCUCUGUUUCGGGGUCAAAGCACUGGUUGCGUUCUGUAGCCAAGGACAGACGCUGCAAGCAGGAUCUUUGAUCAUGACUGGCACACCAGGUGGUGUUGGACUGUUCAUGAAUCCUCAAGGCUUUUUGCACGAUGGUGACGAGGUGGUGGUUGAGAUUGAGGGGAUUGGCAAAGUAGUCAACCGUAUGCAGUUUGAGUAA
Messenger RNA from Aureobasidium subglaciale EXF-2481, 1215 nucleotides. RefSeq lists its product as uncharacterized. Gene Ontology annotation, molecular function: catalytic activity. The record is from RefSeq and is a predicted model, not a curated record. The transcript has 2 exons. The coding region runs from base 322 to 1215 and encodes 297 amino acids. NCBI's taxonomy places the organism in Eukaryota, Fungi, Ascomycota, Dothideomycetes, Dothideales, Saccotheciaceae.